Messenger RNA from Hermetia illucens (black soldier fly), 1309 nucleotides. RefSeq names its product clavesin-2 (gene Cralbp). The transcript has 2 exons. Lineage: Eukaryota; Metazoa; Arthropoda; Insecta; Diptera; Stratiomyidae. Gene Ontology annotation, molecular function: phosphatidylinositol bisphosphate binding. Bases 150 to 1184 code for a protein of 344 amino acids. The record is from RefSeq and is a predicted model, not a curated record. Gene Ontology annotation, cellular component: membrane.
AGUUGCAACGGUGAUACCUUUCAUUAUUAGUCCACCAGGUGAUCAGUUCGGUACUCGCGUCUCAAUUCGUUAUUUCGGUUCAAUCCACGCAAAGAGGAUUAACAUUCAUCUGCUCUCGAAUCUCCGCGGAAUAACCCUAAGAUUCCAAGAUGACGUCAACUAAGGUGCUCUGCAACUACCAUUGGAACAACGACGAGAUACUCAAGAAAAUUCCAGAUGACGAAGAAGAUCUUACCGUAUCAGAAAUCGCUCAAAAAGUAGCUCGAAAAGAAUUGCGGGAGGACAAAAUGGCCCGAGAACAAUGUCUACAUAAUCUUAAAAGCUGGCUUCGUAAGAACGAUGAUGUGGGCAAUGUUCGUCUGGAUGACCGCUUUCUCCUCAGAUUCUUGCGGGUCAAAAAAUUCAGCAUACCCAUGGCACAACAAACGAUCCUCAAAUAUUUGAAUUUAAGGAAAACAUUCCCGCACAUGGCUGCCAAUCUGGACUAUUUGGAUCCCAAAGUGAACUCUCUCAUCAGCAAUGGAUACUUGGUACCUUCUCCUAUCCGGGAUAAACACGGUCGGCGGGUUAUAAUCGCUUUUUCAUCAAAGCUCAAUCCGAAGGUGUACACAAGCCAUGACAUGGCCCGAGCCCAUUUCAUAACAUACGAGACUCUUCUUGAAGAUCCUGAAAAUCAGAUUCUUGGAUUUACACAUGUCGGCGAUUUUUCAGGAUUGACCGCUGCCCACAUAACCAUCUGGAACCCAACAGAAUUCGCAAGAAUUAUAAAAUGGGGUGAACAGUCAGUUCCAGUAAGACAUAAGGGAAUCCAUCUGGUGAAUCUACCAUCCUCUGUAAAAUGGAUCCUUGAUUUCGUCAAAACCAGAGUUAGUUCCAAAAUAAAGGAUCGAUUUUUCAUAUACAGCAAUUUGAAGGAGUUACACAAACAAGUCGAUCCUGCUUGUUUGCCGGCUGAAAUGGGUGGAAAAAUCCCAUUGAAAGAUAUGAUCGAAUCCUGGAAAAGAGAAUUGGCUGCGAAAAGGGAUCUUCUCCUGGCACUCGAUGAUAUGAAACUAUUCAGUGAUCGCGGUAUAAUUUCAAGCCGUGAUAGGAAUAACAAUGGCAAUAACGAUAAAGGGACGAAUGUUUAUGCAGCACAACUGGAGUCAAUAGCAGGCAGCUUUCGGAAGUUGGAGUUCGAUUGAUUGGGAAUUCCUCAUAUUUUUUCUAUCCUUUAUAUUUAAUGUAGAAUUCAGCAUUCAAGUGGUCAGAUUAGUUAUUCAUUAAGUGUGUAGAAAAUAAUUUUAAUAAUAAAAAAUAUCCAUAAAAU